Messenger RNA from Styela clava, 1244 nucleotides. RefSeq names its product alpha-tocopherol transfer protein-like. The record is from RefSeq and is a predicted model, not a curated record. Gene Ontology annotation, cellular component: membrane. NCBI's taxonomy places the organism in Eukaryota, Metazoa, Chordata, Ascidiacea, Stolidobranchia, Styelidae. Gene Ontology annotation, molecular function: phosphatidylinositol bisphosphate binding.
GAUUCGAAUAAUUUACAAUUCGAUGCGAAUAUUUGAUUCGAAAUGCCCGCCCUAGUCAUAUGGUUCGGAGACAUCAAAACCUGGAAACUUCAUUCAAUUUGUUUGGUACACUUGCUUGAGAAGCAGGCUACGUAAUCUGCCAUGGCAAUUCCAUCGCAUCAACAAGGGUUGUAGUUCUACACAGCGAACUGGAUUUUUCCCAUGUCUAAUUUUCUUAAACUUCCAGAAUAUUUUAUACGGUUAUAUAGUUCAAAAAAUACAAGAAAUAAAUCAUGAAAAGAUAUGAAUGUAAGUUAUCUCCAGAAACGCUGAAAAAGGCAAUUGAUGAAUUGAACGAACCUGAAGAUAAUACAGAAAGAUUGGCUGCAAUCGAUAAAUUGAGAGCAAGAUUUCAAAAAGAAAAUGAUGGAUGUGAAUUGAUUCGUUCUGACGAUGCUUUUCUCUUGAGAUUUCUUCGAGUUAGAAAAUUUAACGAAGACAGAGCAUUGACGACUCUCGUGAAUUACCAUAAGCAUAGAACAGAAUGGAAGGAGUUAUACGAUCUGAUCGACAAUCCAAAAGACUGUGAACGUCUUAUGUCUGCUGGUCCACUCCUGCCUUUAAAGGAUGCCAGAGCAAAGGAUGGAACUUUUGUUUUUGUCGGACGACCAGGUCUUGGAUUUGUUGAGAGUGACGACAUGUUAAAAUUUCUUGCAAUUAUACUAUUAUCGAUUGAGAAGCAAUUGGAAAAAGAAGAAUUUCAAAUAUAUGGCGUAACUAUCAUCGACGACAUGUCAAAUAUGGGUUUACAAACAGCAAUGCAGAUGGCGUCGUAUGCAAAACGCUUCUCCAGUAUAAUGCGAGAGGCUAUGCCUGUACGAUUAAAAAGUUUUAAUUUCAUUAACGAGGCACUGGUGUUUGACAUUCUGUGGACUGUCAUAAGCACCUUUAUAGGAGAGAAACUAAAGAACAGGUUGACAGUUCAUGGAUCGAACGUCAAAACACUGCAUGACAAAGUUGACCCUGUUCAUCUACCAUUUUUUCUUGGUGGGAGCGGACCAGAUCUUAAUGCUGAUUGGUGGACAAAAGAGGUUCUUUCCACUGUUGGAUCUGGAGAAGACACUUCACUCUGAGAUUUUCUAAAUGUGCAUUUUGAAAAAAAAGUGAUUGAUGUGCUAACUAGUUUGAGUGCAAUCCUAUAAUAUUAAUCACAAAAUAUGUAAUUAUUGUUACUGCUAUACUUAAUAAAAUAAAUAUUUGAAUGA